CCUCUGCAGACGUCGUCGUUUGGUUGAAUUUCUUUUUUACUUCCCAGCCGAAGUUCCUCCUACGACAUCGUUUUCGCUCCCAUACUUGUCUCCGUUUGUUUCUUUUUUCGGAACGCCGAAUUUAGUUUAGCUAUGUUUAUAGUUGAUCAAAUAUUAGAAAUGCCUUAAGUAUCAAUUAACCCUGAUGAAGAAAAUGUAAAUACUAAUUGAUCGGUAUUUCUCUACAGAUUCAUCCCAUGUCUAUUCUUGGAUCCAGCGUAACCAACGAGGUUGGAUUGCGGUUGCUUCUUUCCCCACUUGGUUCCAACAUUGUAAUUCGUACGGCAUGCUGUACUGUGGGCAUUGGUUUACCUGUAUACUCUACAUUCAAGGCAAUUGAGAGGAAAGAUCCAAAAGAGCAACAGAAAUGGCUAAUAUAUUGGGCAGCUUAUGGAUCUUUCAGCCUUGUGGAAGUGUUUGCAGACAAGUUUCUUCACUGGGUUCCUCUGUAUUAUCACCUGAAGUUUGCAUUUCUUGUUUGGCUUCAACUCCCAACAAUUGAUGGGGCAAAGCAUUUGUAUGAUCUCCAUCUGCGUCCAUUCUUGUCAAGGCAUCAAGCUAGACUCGAUCUAUUAACGGGCCUUGCAUAUGGCGAAAUGGUCAAACUCAUCGACGCACACCAAUCAGAAUUCCAAUUUGCUAGGACCCUGAUUGUGAAGAUUACUGGGUCAGUGGAUCAAAUAUUAAGAGGCACUGGUGAUUCAGAUCAACUGCGAGCACACAGUACUUCUGAUGAAGGGCAAACAAGGACAAUCAUGGAUGUUGAAUCUGACCUUGAUGACUGAUUGUGUAUUUUGCAGUUUUGCAAUUUUUUUUCCUUCUGUGUAGCAAUAGAAUUUCGCAUAUACUUGGGUUUUAAAAAUGACCUUUCCAUUCAUCUCCUGAAGGUCGACAACAAACCCAUCAUUUUUGUCUCGGAGUACCUUGUUCUCGCCCCCAUACCCUUUUUGUUGGGAUCUUUUUUAGGGGUUUUGCUUCUUCAUUAGCCACUUGUAUAUACUUUUUCAUCCUACGUUCGGAUCUAGAUAUUGGGGCAUUAUUCCCCUUUAAAUAAAUUUGAACGAAGUUAUAGUUCCCCAUUA
Molecule: messenger RNA, 1121 nt
Organism: Carica papaya (papaya)
Lineage: Eukaryota; Viridiplantae; Streptophyta; Magnoliopsida; Brassicales; Caricaceae
Gene: HVA22K
Product: HVA22-like protein K
Source: RefSeq, a predicted model, not a curated record